Messenger RNA from Penaeus indicus, 1124 nucleotides. Its product is annotated as glutathione S-transferase Mu 3-like. The transcript is spliced from 5 exons. Lineage: Eukaryota; Metazoa; Arthropoda; Malacostraca; Decapoda; Penaeidae. The coding region runs from base 102 to 755 and encodes 217 amino acids. Gene Ontology annotation, molecular function: glutathione transferase activity. The record is from RefSeq and is a predicted model, not a curated record. Gene Ontology annotation, biological process: glutathione metabolic process.
AAUGACAGCCAAGGGGCGUGACAGCUUGGCAAUUCUCGGGAUCUUCAGGCGUCGCUUCUCGCAGUGGCAAUCAGUUUAGUCAGUCAGUCAGUCAGGGAGAGAUGGCGCCCGUGCUAGCAUACUGGAGCAUCCGUGGGCUUGCCCAGCCCAUCCGUUUAUUGCUGGAGUACACCGGCACAGAAUAUGAGGAGAAGGUGUACGACUGUGGGCCUGCCCCAGACUACGACAAAUCCUGCUGGUUUGAUGUCAAGUUUACCCUCGGCCUUGACUUCCCUAAUCUCCCAUACUACCUGGAUGGCAAUCUGAAAAUCACCCAGAGCAAUGCCAUCAUCCGUCACAUUGCUCGCCAGAACAACAUGUGCGGGAAGACAGAGGAGGAGAAAGUUCGUGUGGACAUCCUCGAAAACCAGUCUGUUGACCUCCGCAAUGGCUUUACACAGCUCUGUUAUAGGGACUAUGACACCCGGAAGGAUGCUUACUUAGAGGCUCUGCCAAACACACUUAAGCUCUUCUCAGAUUUCCUUGGAGAACGCAAGUGGUUUGCUGGGGACAAUUUAACCUACGUGGACUUUAUCAUGUAUGAACUUCUCGAUGAGCAUCUUGUACUUGAUAGUGGUUGUUUGAAAGACUUCAAGAAGUUGCAGGAAUUCCACAAACGCUUUGAGGCACUCGAGCCUAUCAAGAAGUACAUGGCCUCGCCAAGGUACAUGAAAUCCCCACUCAACAACAAGAUGGCCAAGUUUGGAAAUAAAUAGAUAAAGCAUUUUCUUGACACUUGAAAUUUGAUCUUACCAUUUUUGAAGAAGAAAACUUUUCCAGUUAGUGUAUGAACACUUCUAUGUCAGCACUAUUGUCCUUGUUUGUGAUACAGCUUACAAUUCUAGUUUUAUAAUGAAUGUUUCUUUGGUUACCAAAAAAUUCUAGUUUAGGAAAAAAUAACCUAAAAGUUGAUGAGAAAUUGUGUGUAGCUGAAAGUUUUGAAAAGUUUCAGAAGAUACGCUUUUUGUUUUAUUUUAUUUUUUGUUUGCAUUUUAUUUUGGUAGCUAUUUACAUUGUGAAAGUGUAAUUCAGAGACUCAGGUUUUGUAGAGUUGUCUGAAUGGCCGGAAUAAAAGCAGCUCAAAA